GAGGGUGAGGGUGUGAGUAAGAAAGAGAGGGAGACCAAAUCCAAGAGGCAAAAGGAGACAGAAACAGCGAGACAAAGAGCAAGAGACAGAGCCAACAGUUUGAGUGAUUUUCAUGGACAGUUAAGGACCUACAGUGAAGAAAUUACAAGGACCGAAUCACUGAAAUGUAAUGGGACUUGACUGACAGGACAACAAACUGGUCCACCUGUUUGGCACGGAGGGCUGUUGUGGAAAGGCUGAUCUUUACAUAUGAAAGUUUAUUGGACAAGCGUUUACUUUUGAUACACUGGACAAUUUGGUGACUGAAGACAGCCACCAAAGGAAAACCAAGAUUUCUGAGGAUAUACACUACAACUUUGAGUAAGACCAGCUUCGUGCUCUCAUUCUCUAAAACUUAAAAAAAAAAACACUAUAAAAAGGACAAAUACCAGUGUUAUAUGAUUUACAGAAAAUAGAUUCUACAUGUAUAGAUCACAGACCUGUGCAGCCAAGUUGUGACAUUUGCUUAAAACAAAAACAACUGUCAGUCAAAAAUAUAUUUUAUUUCUGAGGUCUAACUAAAUAUCCUUUACUAUAAGAAACUACUGUACAAACUUCUAUAUAACAGUGCAUAAAUGUAACUUAAGUACAGUGCUGUAAUUACAAAGUAAGCUCAGGGAAAAAUUACAGACAUUUGUAAUUAAGGACCAUCUAUAAAAGGCAACCAAGGAAAGGGUGAGGUCUGUGACGGGGGGAGAAGAGUAGGCCGCAAGGACGCCAAGACAGAGAGCAGGACAUUGAGAACCUCACCAGCUGCUUCUGGGAGACAACGUACACACCAUGGAUCCUCAUGGAGGACACUACCUCAACAAAGAUGCUGUGUUGUCACCUUUAGGCGCAGCCCGAAUGUGCCAAAUGCUACUUGGUUGCACCAUACUGGCUCUUGUGUCUCACAGUGCAGGCUACAGUGCCACCUAUGGAAACUUCUGUAUGUUUGUGUGGUGCUUCUGCUUUGCUGUGACACUGGUCGUGUUCACCUUGGACAUUACACGGCUCCACACGUGCAUGCCCAUUUCCUGGGAUAACUUCACUGUGGCCUUUGCCAUGCUGGCAACUCUCAUGUACAUCACUGCCUCUGUGGUCUACCCUGUGUACUUCCUCCAGACAGAGUGCCCUGAUGAAAGCUGUGAGGUCCAAAUCUACCGCAUUGCUGUCACUGUCUGCUCCAGCGUCUGCUGUUUCCCCUACGGAGCUGAGGUAUUCCUAACUCGAGCCAAACCAGGGGCUGUGGUAGGUUACAUGGCCACUGUGUCUGGGCUGCUCAAGGUGGUCCAGGGUUUUGUGGCCUGCAUCAUUUUCGGGGCCCUGGCCAAUGACAGCGAGUACAACAAGUACAUUGCUACCCAGUACUGUGUAGUGGUGUACAGCCUGUGCUUCUCUGUGACUGUGAUUGUGGUCAUACUCACAGUUUCUGGAAGGACCUCAGCCCUGCGGUUCCCCUUUGACCGAUUUGUUGUUGUCUACACCUUCUUUGCUGUGAUCCUCUACCUCAGUACUGCACUGAUCUGGCCCAUCUUCAGCUUCGAUAGGAAAUAUGGCACAACUGCUCGUCCUGAGGACUGCCCACGUGGAGAAUGUCCCUGGGACAGUAAGCUGGUGGUGGCAGUGUUCACCAAUGUCAACCUAAUCUUAUAUUUUAUUGAUCUUGUUUACUCCCAGAGAAUUCGCUUUGUCUCCAGCUCUGCAGUCUGAAAAAUGUCACCCCCUCAAGACUAUUUAGCCUCAGAGACAAAUAAAGAAGGUUGGAGAAUCUAACACUGUCUCCACAGUCAAGACUCUAUGAAGGACUCAUUCCCUUGAAUCCAUGAAUUUAUGGUGUUGUGUAUGUGUAACAACUUUUAUUAUCAGUAUUUGUUAUUAUUCUAACAUUACAGUACUAUAACAGUAUUACCCAUGAUAAACGCUACAAACAUGAGAGAAAGUCUUUCACCAGCUCUGCAGUGACCCACGGGGAAGAGCAUGCCAGGUGUACUCUUGAGCUGAUCUCAGCAACUUCAUCCACAGAGGUCUCUGGGAAAUACGUCGAUCUCAGCACCAGAUACAUCCCUCCUGUCCAAGUUCCUUUGGUGGUCUCAAACAAAAUGGACCGAUGCGAGUGUGUGGUAAUGUUUAGAGUAUCAGAACAGUGCUAUAUCAGAUAGACACCCUCAGUCUGCUUAGUCUUACAAAGACUAAGCAAUUUAUUUAACUGUAUUUAAACAAUGAAAAGAAUGGAAAUAUUUCUCAUAGAGAUGCAUAGUAUAUGUUAAGUCUCCAGUGUGCACUGAACAUAGCUUUUGGUGUUGGCUUUAUAGCCGUUUUGCUGUUGUUCUUUUUUUUCCCCAAUUUUUAUAAUAUUCCUCAUGUAUGUAAUGUCAAAAGUUCACGUUUAUAAGGCUUUUCAUGUAAUCCACUGAAUGUUACAUGCGUCUGAUACGUGAAAGUUUUCUGAAGGCAAAAUUUUGACAACAGUAUCAAAUUGAUUUAUUGGGAUAAGCACAAUCAGUGCAAUAUUUCCUUUUUGCUGUUUUUGAUAUGUUCCAUGUUUAAUAAAAUAUCAAGCUGUA
Molecule: messenger RNA, 2585 nt
Organism: Toxotes jaculatrix (banded archerfish)
Lineage: Eukaryota; Metazoa; Chordata; Actinopteri; Toxotidae
Product: myeloid-associated differentiation marker-like protein 2
Exons: 1
Coding region: 820-1731 (303 amino acids)
Cellular component (GO): membrane
Source: RefSeq, a predicted model, not a curated record